Cutaneotrichosporon oleaginosum is the source of this 2015-nucleotide messenger RNA. The record is from RefSeq and is a predicted model, not a curated record. NCBI's taxonomy places the organism in Eukaryota, Fungi, Basidiomycota, Tremellomycetes, Trichosporonales, Trichosporonaceae.
UGUCGCUGUUCUUUCCCCCCAUCUCUCUCUCUCUUCUCUUCCCUUCAUCCACUUUCCAUCCUCGACAUGGCGCCGUUCUUACAAUGGGUCGGCCCCGUUAUCGUCGCGGCGCACCUCCAGCUGAUCAGGUACCUGGUGCGCACGCACUACAACGCCCUUCCCCUCGCAGCCCAUAAACUCGAGGUUUACGCCUCUUUGGCUGCUGUGAGCGUGCUCUCGUCCGCGGCGUUCUCGUUCAUUCCGCCCGCCAAGCGGCCCAAGGAGUCAAUCCACCUCUUCUUUGCGGCCUACGCUGCCGCCUUCCCCGCGCUCGCGCGCAGUGGACGCUGGAUCGCCGAGUUGGCUGGCGAACUGGGGCCUGAGUGGGGCGCCGUAGUUACCCAGGUGGUGCUGUGUGCACCUGUUGUUGCUUUGCUUUUCCCCUUCUGCACACCGCCUGUGACACGCCAGGGCGCCGCGCGGCCUUUCGUGGCGCUCUGCGCCGCUGCUAUUCCCGUCAGCCUGCUCGCAUGGGUUAGCGACAUCAUGGAGAACAACCUUUUCUUCGCUGGUGCGCUCGCUGACGAGCCGGAGCUUGGCAUGCUCGGCAUUUGCAUGAUGGUCAACGCUCUUUCCGUCAUUUACCUCUGGAUCCCCGAGCCGGACGCGCAGCCGGCCGGUGUGGUCGACUCGGGAUUGAAGGGCCUGGACAAGACUGACAAGGACGAGAAGACGAAGGCGACUACGAAGCAGGACAAGAAGGCCGAGAAGGCCGAGAAGAAGGCCAAGAAGGCUCUUCAGGAGGCGAAGGACGCGCAGCCACCCACCGACCGGCCUGUGGCGCAUGCGUACCCCACCCGCCGUCGUCCCUCUCCCCUCGCUCUUGGUCUUCGCGCUCUGCCCCUCUUGACGGCGUUCGCUGGCUUUGCGAUGUACAAGCAGGCUCCAUUUGCCGAGGACGGUGUGCGUAUCCACAAGUCUGUGGCGAGCGUCACCGGCCGCAUUGUCGUUGGUGACAACGUGGGACAGGGCUACCGCUUCCUUCGUAACGACAAGACACUCAUCGGUGGCGUUUGGAUUCGCGACAACAGCGACCCCACUGGCCUUAGCGCUGAGCUCGGUGACAGUGUCUUCGCUGCCAUGCCGCUGCAGGAGAUUGGCCUGUUGGCACGCACGCCGAAGAAGGACGACAAGGUCUUGGUUCUCGGCCUUGGCGCCGGAAUCGGGGCUAGCUACUACAACAAGCGUGGGCUCGACGUUACUGUCGUCGAGGUGGACCCUGCUGUCGCGGACGCCGCCAAGGACUACUUUGGCCUCCCGGACGUCAACAUUGAGGUUGAGGACGGCGCGCUCUGGGUGCACCACAAGGCGAACGAGAGCACGCGGUACGCGUACAUCGUGCACGACGUAUUCAGCGCGGGCGGCAUGCCGGCGCACCUGUUCACGAAGGAGUUCUGGUCAGAAGCCCGCAGCCUGCUGACGGAUGACGGUGUCAUCGUCAUGAACAUUGCUGGGCCGGUACACGGCCCGCUGACGCGUCGGAUUGUCGCGACGCUCGUCAGCGAGAUCCCGCAGUGCCGCGCGUUCUCGGACGCGUUCAAGCAGUCGGCGAAGGACAGCAAGGUCAAGAACUUUGUGUUUGUCUGCUCGCCUGCCGGUGUGCCCCAGUUCCGCAAGGCGACCAAAGCGGACACGCUGGGCUCGGCCAGCCGCGCAGACGUGUACGGCGCAUUCGAGAAGAACGAGGUGCCCCUCGCCGAGUUCCUCAAGACGGAGAACGAGGCCGAGCUCGAGGAGAAUGUGAUCCUGCGCCGCGGCGAGAAGCGCGAGGGCAAGUGGGACAUCGAGCUUGCGAAUGAUGUGUGGGAGAGCGUGCGCAGCCUCAUGCCACCCGCUCUUUGGGUCGCGUACUAAUUGAUGUCGGAGAACGGGGAGGAAAGAAGUGGAGUCGCGGAGUCGUGGAGUCGUGGAGAGCUGUUGUCGCAGAUGCCAUCUACCCCAUAGUCCAUUGCCAAUGCACAUAAAAUACAUCUCGU